This is a messenger RNA of Ylistrum balloti, 1295 nucleotides long. RefSeq names its product CDP-diacylglycerol--inositol 3-phosphatidyltransferase-like. Gene Ontology annotation, biological process: phosphatidylinositol biosynthetic process. Bases 30 to 692 code for a protein of 220 amino acids. The record is from RefSeq and is a predicted model, not a curated record. Gene Ontology annotation, molecular function: CDP-diacylglycerol-inositol 3-phosphatidyltransferase activity. The transcript has 6 exons. Gene Ontology annotation, cellular component: Golgi apparatus; membrane. Lineage: Eukaryota; Metazoa; Mollusca; Bivalvia; Pectinida; Pectinidae.
UAUGCUCUUGUGUACAUUAAGAAAUCGACAUGACGGAAAACGUGUUUUUGUUUGUCCCUAACAUUAUUGAUUACUUGCGAGUGAUCACAGCUUUUGUGUCCUUUUACUACAUGCCCUUUGACCCAUGGAGAGCCUCUUUCUGGUACUUACUCAGUGGCUUCCUUGAUGCUAUUGAUGGUCAUCUUGCACGGAUGCUGAACCAAUCUAGUAAGCUGGGGGCAUUGCUGGACCAGUUAAUUGACCGAUGUGCAACGAUGUGUCUGUGUGGGGCACUAUGCUACUUCUACCCUGAUUAUCUCAUGUUCUUCCAGUUCUACAUGGCACUGGACAUCACUAGUCACUGGUUCCAUCUUCAAAGCACACUGAUGAAGGGUGCCGGUAGCCACAAGGUUCUUGACCUGUCAGCAAACCCACUGUUGAGGCAUUACUAUCAUAACCGGAAAAUCCUGUUUGUGAUGUGCUCGGCUAAUGAACUGUUCUUCUGUAUGUUGUAUUUAACACACUUCUCUCCUGGACCCACAAUGGGAAUCAGCUUCCUCUCCAUGGGGUUGUGGCAGGUGAUUCUCUAUCUAACAGCACCACUAGCAGCUGUGAAGACCUUCAUCAGCAUGGUCCAGCUGUGGGCGGCCUGUAAAAAUAUUGCCGCCAUUGAUGUAGCAGACAGAGAAGCUGCCAGACAGAAGCAACAGUGAGGAAUCCGUCCUAGGUCUGUGACCCAGACAUAUGUAAAACGACACCAUUGUUUGAGUUUCAUGUCAAUGUUUUAUUGGAUUUGUCAGCAUUUUACCAAAUGUUCACUUCAUUCGGUAGUUUGCAAAGCAAUCCUCAUUGAAGAUGUGAAAGAAAUUCUUAGAAAUCCUUGAUGGCUUUGUAUGGAAGAUGACUAAAUUUUUGUAAGCUCUUAGAUAAAAUUGAACCAUGUCUUUGCCAUGGUUGUUUAGGUCAUUCUGGUUAGAUAACAAGGUUACCAAGACUCUUGUUUUCAUUCGUGAAUACAUUAGUUUUGAGGGUUGAUAGAUAAGUUGUUAUGAUGUUUAGGACUUUGUAAUUUGUAAUCCUUAAUCCUGGUUACCGAGACUCUGGCAUUUGGUCACUUCUAGUAAGGUUAUGUUUUUGAACAUAUAAAAUCAUGCUUUAGUCAAAUAAUUGUUCUGUUAAUGAUGUUGACUUUUUUGUUCUGUUAUUGGACAAGUUUUAUUAUAAAACAAAAUACAUAUUUUCAUUUAGACUUACAAGACAUAGCUUAUAUGUUAGGCUAAAUAUGUUUCUCUCUGAAAAUAUCUCUGGUUGUCAGU